AUGGUGGGGACUGUGGUGGUGGGAACGGUGGUGAGGGCGGUCAGCAAGAAGUUAUUAGAGUCGCUUGCCGCCCUCAAAGUAGGCCCAGGCGGGAUCGUCAACAUCUACAACUUCGACCUGCACAACGACGGGGUGCGAGCCGAGCACCUCCAGCGCUACUACGACGUGUGCAGGCAGUGCGUCGGGCUGCACGUGACGACGUCCUGCUUCACCACGUGGAGGCAGAACAAGAAGACGAACGCCUACGGCAAAGUCAUCCCGACCACCUCGUCGUCAGGGUCUUCGACCAGCCCUUCGUAUCGCGUGUUCUUCUUCGACGAUAACCUGGAGCUGGACGGUGUCGAGGCGGGCCCAGGCAUCUGCAACCUCCGGGACGUGGAGGAGGGGACCUUCGUGGACUUUGCCGAGGGGAAGAACGGCUACCAGACGGGGCGCGCAGGCCGCCACACGAUAGUGAUGCACAGUGCCGAGUACAACGGGGUCCUCGUGAAGGCGAACAUCUUAGACGCCAUCGAGGACCAGGAGUGCGGCCCCGAGGAGGUCCGAGAAAGCGCCGGCAAGACCGAGGGCGCGGGCGAGGUCGAGUUUGUGGCUUCACAGCGCGACGCGCUCAGGGAGCAGCUCCGCGUGGCCGUGGCGAAGCACCAGGCGCUGGAGCACCUCGUCUCGUCCUUGACGUCCCAGUGCGACGCGCCCGCAAGGCAGCUGCAGGGCCAGAACAUGCACGAGGCCGAGGGGAAGUUCGAGCAUGCCGUUUGGUCCAAGAUCCUGCGCGCGGAGCUCCACGGGGAGAGCAUGCGCCAGGCGAUCACGGACAUGCGCAUGAUGUUGGGCGGCGGCGGCGGAGGCCCCAUCCUCUUGGUGGCUACCAGCCUGCUGCCAGCUGCCUGGUGCACCCUCGUGGCCAUGAGGCAGGCCUAUCGCAGGGUGCGCGGGAUCAGACCGCAGGGCCACCAGCCGUUCGUGAUGCGCAGGGCCAUGGUCGAGGACAUCGCCAGCGGGCGCGUGAGCUUCGCCUUCCCACCUCGGGAUGGUCCGAUCCUGAAGGUGAUCCAGAAGUUGGCGAUGGCUCGGGAGCGCGAGGCAAUGGCUGAUCAGCACCGCCUGCGCUGGCUCCUGGAUGCCUGGUGGCGCAUGGUCCCUCGUGACGGCUCCUCUCACGGCACGGGCCUUGAAGAGCAGCUGACGCGGAUCGACGAGCUCUUAUGA
This is a messenger RNA of Prorocentrum cordatum, 1209 nucleotides long. Lineage: Eukaryota; Dinophyceae; Prorocentrales; Prorocentraceae. The record is from the annotation of a GenBank genome assembly.